AUGGUGAUGAUGCGGCUCUCCUUUACUCUUCUUCCUCCACCAGACCACCACUUCCAUCCUCUGCUCUGGUGGUUUCCUGUUCCGUUCCGGGAGAGUUCUUCUUUGACAGGGAGCGGCGGCCGCCAUGGCGAAGGAGACCGAGUACUACGACGCGCUCGGCGUCAGCCCCGCCGCCUCGGACGACGAGAUCCGCAAGGCCUACUACAUCAAGGUCCCCCUUUUACCUGCCUGCCUAGCGCAUUGUUGUCGCUUUCCGCUAGCUUGCUGAUUUGGAGGUUUUGUUUCCUGUCUUGUCUUCAGGCGAGGCAGGUGCAUCCUGACAAAAACCCCGACGAUCCGCAGGCGUCCGACAAGUUUCAGGCUCUUGGAGAGGCCUACCAGGUCCUGAGUGACCCUUUGCAGAGAAAGGCCUACGACGGCUAUGGCAAGACCAGCAUAUCCAGGGACAACAUUCUAGAUGGUGCUCUGGUCUUCACCCUCCUGUUCGGGAGCGAGCUGUUCGAGGACUACAUUGGGCAUCUUGCAAUGGCAACCAUGGCUUCCUCAGAGAUGGCCAGCGGCGACAACGGCAGCGCCGAGAAGCUCCAGGACAGGCUCAAGGGUGUACAAAGGGAACGAGAAGAGAAGCUAGCUAGAUUCCUCAAUAAAUUCCUCUCGCAGUAUGUGAGUGGUGACACGGAAGGAUUCGCUCAUCGUGCCGAAUCUGAGGCGAAAAGGCUUUCCAGCACUUCAUACGCACUGGACAUUCGUCGCACCAUCGGAUACGUUUACUCCCGACAAGCCGCCAAGGAGCUCGGCAAGAAGGCCAUGUACCUGGGAGUUCCAUUCCUGACCGAGUGGGUGAGGAACAAGGGCCACCUCUGGAGAUCACAGAUCACGGCAGCCAAAGGAGCUCUGCAGCUGCUGCAGCUGCAAGAGGAGGCGUGCCGGCAGAGCGCCAAGGACGGCGGCGCUGCCACCGAGAAGGACGUCGACAUGCAGAUGAGAAUGAACAAGGACCUGAUGAUGAGUUCAAUUUGGAAGCUCAACGUUGUGGAUAUUGAAGUCACGCUCCUACAUGUCUGUGAAAUGGUGCUGCAUGAAAAUAAUGUCAAGAAAGAGGAUCUCAAGGCCCGUGCAAUGGCCUUGAGAAAUCUCGGAAAAAUAUUUCAGAGGGAAAAGGAGGCAUUACCAGGGCCAUCAAAGCCAACCAUUCUCGACGAUGACAGCAGCUCUGAUGAAAGUUCAGACGAGGAGGCAUCACAGACAGUGACAUAUCGGACUCCCGCGCUUACUCAGGGAAUUGGCAGGCUAUUUAGAUGCUUAUGCAACCCUGCAUAUGAUGUUGACGAUGACUUCGAACCCCGGAAAUGA
Triticum turgidum subsp. durum (durum wheat) is the source of this 1353-nucleotide messenger RNA. The record is from the annotation of a GenBank genome assembly. NCBI's taxonomy places the organism in Eukaryota, Viridiplantae, Streptophyta, Magnoliopsida, Poales, Poaceae.